UCGAUAAAAUGCUUGCGCAUCAGCUAUCGAUUUUUCAACGACACACGAUUCCGACGACGCCUCCACGAUUGGCAUUUUCCGUUUUUGAUCGGGUGAAAUCUCCGUCGUUUCGGCUCCUUUUCGAAUUGACGAGCGAAAAAUCGCGUCCCUAACCCCUAGUUAAGUCAACAUGUGCUUCGCUUCUGGAGGCCUGCGGAUGGUGACUGACCAAAGCGCGGGUGAACGGGGAUCUUAACUGCCCCGUGAGUGUUUGGUACCUCCCGACGGAAGUGCAGUUUUCCGGGAUUUCCUGCAGUGCGGAGUUGUUUCGGGACGUUUGAUGGAUCUAAUGAACGAGGACUGUGCGGAGGAUUCGAGAGAGGAAGGUUGUGAGUUUUUUUUACUGUCGUGAGUGUUGACAAAAUUUCUUUCGGGAUCGAGCAACUGCCAAAAUCAAAAGUUUGAUUACGAAAUACACCUCCUGAUUGGGUGCGAAGCUUCAGAGGAAGUAUUUUUCUUUUUGUACCUGCGGAAAAGCGUGAAGAUAGACGAUGACAAACUACUUUGCGGAGAACUAUCAACUUAAAUGGCAUAGUCAUGGUGUCCAUUUGCACUCUUCCGUGGCAAGUUUGCAUCGUUCACUCUCCUUUGCUGAUGUGACUCUUGUGACCAUUGACGGCCGCUGUCUCUCUGCCCAUCGAUUUAUUCUCUCUGCUUGCAGUGCUUACUUCAGUCAUUUAUUCAACAUGCGGCCAGCGUCUACUGCUGGCUCUAACUUAGUUGUUGUUUUACCUACAGAAAUAACAUACCAGACCCUGUCUAUUCUGCUCCAGUACAUGUACAGUGGAGAAGCAACUGUUAGCAACGACCAACUUAGUAGUGUUUUAAAAGCUGGUGAACUUCUAAGCAUCAGAGGACUAUGCUACAAUCAGGCUGAUGGGAAGAGAGAACAAAAGAAAAGUGAAGGCAUCUUAAUGCAGCGACGUAAUUCCAACCAGUCUGAUUCAGAGAGCAGUAAGAAAGACGAAACAACAAAAGAGUUACGGACUGAGAGCUUGUCAAAUGAUGGCUCCGAUGUAGAGAACAUGCGAGUGAUUGUAGAGAAAGACAAAACGAAAGUGAAGAAGAAAGAAGAGACAGCAGAGAAGCCAAUGGACAAAGGGAGCGAGGAAGGAAAAGAGGCAAAUGAAAAAGUGAAUAAAAAGAUAGAGGAGAGCAACAAGGAUAACGAGAAGGAAAAGGAACCUACACUUGAGCAGGUUGUAGGGGUGGCGGAGAAUAUGCAGAUUGAGCUGAUGAUAAAGGAGGAGCCUAUUGAAUGGAAUGACUCUGAUGGGAGGAUUUCUGGGGAAGAUGGUGAAAUACGAAUGGAAAUUUAUGACGGAGAUGAGGCAGAGGAGUCCCAUCAAUUUUAUGCUCCUUUAACUUGUGAUAUGUGUGGGGAGACUUUCAACACACCUGCCCUCUGGGUGCGACAUGUCGAGACUCACCCCGCAUCAGAAGUACCACAGCGAAGGAAUAAACGAUCUUCUGCGGAUGGCACAGCAGAGGACUCAAACGAAUUUCCACCCCUUCGGUGUGAGUUGUGCCAAGAGGUGUUCACCGUGCCAGGUGACUGGGUGCGACACAUCCAGGAAUCACAUACAGAUGAACAACUAGCUAUGAGCAAUAACUCGUCAAAACCCCCAGCUUCAGAGCAGUCCACUGCCAUGCUAGCGUCAUUAAACCAACGGCGAAAACGUAUUCUUAACAGCCGGAAGCGGUGUCCUAUCUGUGAAAAAUCCUUUCCCUCACAUGCAUCAAUGCUCAUACACAGUCGUACCCAUACAGGCGAGCGACCAUAUAUUUGUGAACACUGUGAGAAGGGCUUUAAUGUCAAGAGCAAUCUUUUGAGGCACAUGAGGACUCUUCAUGAUCAAAUGGUUGUGCCAUUGCAAUUUUAGUUUAUAUAAUUAUGUGACAAGAGUGUUUAAAUUAUGUUUGCUGAAACUUUUCAGGAAGUGAUCACCUAUGUAAAAGAAAGCUAUUUAAAUGCUUCAAUUUUAUGGAAUAGUUAAAAUAACUCAUUUUGGCUGAAAGAAAUGCAAAAAAAAAAUAAAAAAAUCAAUGGUGCAUGAAAAAUCAAAAUUCACUUGUGAUAUUCCGUUGAAUGUCCUAAACUUGAAUAUCACAAGCAAAAUCCCACUUUGAAUAAUGGUAAAGAAUAAGACUAUGCAAUUGAUGAAACAUCAUUCGACAGGACAGAUCUAUUUACAAAAGUAGUUUCGAAAAAUUGCACAUAUACCACAGAUGAAUAAUUGACUAUACGGGACCGGGUCUGAUAAAAGGGACCUUAUUAUCCGUAACUUUUUUCAAAUGUAUGGAGGGAGGUAAUCUGAAAAUUUGGGUGCAAGAUUGGCCCUGAAAGCUAUGAGUCCUGAAAUUCCGAGACAAAAAUUCAUCGGUUGGAGACAGACUUGGUUUGAGUUUUAGAAAACAGUUAAGGAAAAUUAUCUCCAGGAAGAUAUAGUCCCUUUCCUCAGAUCUGGUCACAUACAUUAGUCUUACAAUCCCCUUUAUAAAUAGAUCUGUUCUGCUUAAUGACGUCCAAUACUAAGGUCACUCACCAAUCAGAUAUUGUCAUACUUCUAAAAAUUCUCACUCCUAACACCCAAUAUAUUGGUGAUUCAGUAUUCUAAGUUUGACCAUGAACUUCGAACUAAUCAAUUAACUUUACGACUCUUCGUUUCCUGUCUCAUUUUCUUGUACAUAAUUGACUUUUUACUUUCAAAAAUAAAUCCCUAUUUUCUUAAAAUAUGCUUCAAUUUUGUAAUAUUUGUAAAUAACACUAAAACUUGUUGAACUAUCAUCCAUUUUAAAGAAUAUGUAUCACAAAGUGAUACUUUUGGAAUACACUAUUAUACUUGAGAUUUAUCACAUGAUCUCUGAUAGAGAUUUACUGUUCUUCAGGAUAGAUUGUCAACUCCUAGUAUACGCCCAUUUAUGAUGUUUUGCCUUCUAGCUAGGAAAUCAAAGGCGUUUGUUCAAAUUUACAUUUUCACAUGUGUUUCUGAGAAUUUUAUCAAGCUAAGCGAAACCAAUGGUUUCCUGCGAGACAAGAGAUAAAUGUAGGAAGACAUUUCAGAACAUUCUAUUCAAGAAAGGUCUAUAGAACUGCCUCCUUGAGCAAUAUCUAAUAAGGCAUCACUUCUUCAUGAAAAAUUUUCUUAACUUUAAACUUGAUUUACACAUUUUAUCCAUGAAUACGAUUGGCACAGAUAGCACUGUUGUCUGUGAAGGAUAUUUAUUUCCUAAGUGUUAAAUUUUAUCCAAUUUAAUCAGUAUCGAAAGCAAAUCAGUUUGACAAUCUAGUCUGAGAUGGCUCAAGUUAUUAGAUAUUUAUUAUCAUUCAUACUUAUUUUGUAAGUGCAUGCUGAACUGUAAUAUACAGAUAUUUUUUUCUUCUUCAUAAGAAUGAAUCGAAUAAAGAUCUUUUUCUAAUGGUU
Molecule: messenger RNA, 3464 nt
Organism: Bemisia tabaci
Lineage: Eukaryota; Metazoa; Arthropoda; Insecta; Hemiptera; Aleyrodidae
Biological process (GO): regulation of transcription by RNA polymerase II
Cellular component (GO): nucleus
Molecular function (GO): protein binding
Source: RefSeq, a predicted model, not a curated record